This is a messenger RNA of Labeo rohita (rohu), 628 nucleotides long. RefSeq names its product interleukin-8. The record is from RefSeq and is a predicted model, not a curated record. Gene Ontology annotation, molecular function: CXCR chemokine receptor binding; chemokine activity. The coding region runs from base 68 to 358 and encodes 96 amino acids. Gene Ontology annotation, biological process: antimicrobial humoral immune response mediated by antimicrobial peptide; neutrophil chemotaxis; cellular response to lipopolysaccharide. Gene Ontology annotation, cellular component: extracellular region. Lineage: Eukaryota; Metazoa; Chordata; Actinopteri; Cypriniformes; Cyprinidae. The transcript has 4 exons.
CACAAAACGACAGCAGACGGUCUCUUGAUACCUUCACUGGUGUUGCUCUGCACAAUACUGACUAAGAAUGAAGACGUUCACCGCAUCAGCCACCGUGCUUCUGAUCUGCACAGCUGCACUGCUGUCCACAACAGAUGGUAUAUCUAUAUAUCUACGCUGCGAGUGCCUUAAAACGCAUUCAAAGCCACAAAUUCCUGCUGAAAGAAUACUGUCAUUGAGGGUGAUUCCUGCUGGACCAAAAUGCAAAAAUGAGGAGAUCAUUGCCACAGUGAAGAAAGGACAGACGUGUCUGGAUCCUACUGAAGGCUGGGUGAUUUCUCUUAAAGAAGAAAUUAACAAGAGGAACAACACAAGAUAACAAUGAAUUAAUAUCUCAGCUGAAGAAACUGAAGAAACUAUUACUGCUGUCAUGUAGAAUAUUUUUGAAUAAUAAUUUCUGGGUGAUAAAUGAAGUACUGAAUGUGAACAUGUGCUCUUUCUACCACCUGUUUUAUCAAAGGUGAAUUACUGUAAAUUGCCUGAUCUUCAUUAUAUUUUAUUAAAUUAUAUUUAUUGUUAUAGUGUCACUGAAUUGUAGUUUUUGUAAUGCUUACAUAGUUUUGUACUGGUUUUGAAUAAAAACUGCCAU